AUGACCUCCGCUGGGCAGAGCUUCGGCUGGACGGCUCAACUCUUUAGCUCCAACAGUACCCUGGACGUCCUGGUGAUAGUUUUGUACUUCCUGUUGGUUCUGGGCAUUGCGCUGUGGGUUAUCGUGUCAAGCAGUCGUGCGACAGUAGAAGACUUCUUCCUGGCUGGACGAAACCUGGUGUGGUGGCAGAUAGGUGCUUUUCUUUUUGCCUCAAAUAUUGGCACUGGCCACUUUAUGGGUCUGGCUGGAAAAGGGGCGUCUUCAGGGAUUGCUGUCGGGACCUUCGAGUGGAACGCUGCAUUUAUCCUCUGUGUUCUUGGUUGGGUGUUUUCUCCUGUUUACAUUAAGUCUGGGGUAGUGACGCUGCCCAGAUACUUGAGGAAGAGGUUUGGUGGCUACCGGAUCCAGUUCCUCCUGGCUAUUCUGUACUUACUCAUCUAUAUCUUCAGUAAGAUCUCGGUGGAGAUCUGCACAGGCGCCGUGUUUAUGAGGUUGGUUCUGGGGCUGGAUGUUUACCUGGCCACCGUGAUCUUGCUGUCUGUUACCGGCAUAUAUUCCAUCACAGGUGGUUUUGCAGCCGUGGUUUACACUGAUAUCUUACACGCCAGCUUCGUGGUUCUGGGCUCUGUCUUGUUAAUGGGCUAUGCCUUUAAUGAGAUAGGCGGAUACCAGGAGCUGCAGAGCAGGUACCCGGAGGCCAAGCCAGCCCUCACCUGGGAAGGGAACUGGACUGCCCCGAUGGAGUGCCUCAUGCCACGCGUGGACGCCUUCCAUAUCUUCCGAGACCCCGUCACUGGAGACAUUCCCUGGCCUGGGACCGUCUUUGGCCUCUCCGUCAUCUCCUUGUACUACUGGUGCACCGACCAGAUUUUUGUCCAGGGCUGCCUGGCGGGGAAGAACUUGUCCCAUGUGAAAGGCGGCUGCGUCCUGUGCGGGUUCCUGAAGCUGUUGCCCAUGUUCAGCAUCGUCAUGCCGGGAAUGAUCAGCCGCGUCCUGUACACAGAUAAGGUGGCGUGUGUUGUGCCUUCAGAGUGUAAGAAGUACUGUGGCAUCCGCGCCAGUUGCACCGCCAUCGCCUACCCCCUGCUGGUGGCAGAGCUGCUGCCCAGCGGCGUUCGAGGCUUGGUGGUGUCUGCCCUCUGGGCCUCUCUCAUGUCCUCGCUGACUGCCGUUUACAGUAGUGCCAGCGCCGUGUUCACCAUGGACAUCUACCCCCGUAUCCGGCCAACAGCCACUAAAAAGGAACUCAUGAUAACAGGAAGGUUUUUUGUCAUCGUCUUACUUGCUGUCUCCAUUGCCUGGGUCCCUGCCCUGCAAGUGGCCCACAGGGAGCUGCUCUUUGAAUACAUGCACACGGUUCUGAGCUACCUGACGCCACCCGUGGCUGCCAUGUUCCUGCUGGCCAUAUUCUGCAAGAGAGUCACUGAGCAGGGUGCCUUCUGGGGGCUGGCCAGCGGCCUUGUGAUCGGCUCCUGCCGCAUGGUGUCCGAGUUUGCCUACGGGCCCUGGACCUGCUCCGUGAACAGGAAGUGCCCCCGGAUCAUCUGCGGCGUGCACUACCUCUACUUCGCCAUGAUCCUCUUCGCCAUCAGUCUCGUCACCGUCCUGGGCAUCUCCAUGUUCACCGUGCCGAUUCCAGACAAACACCUCCACCGCCUCUGUUGGAGUUUACGGAACAGCCAGGAGGAAAGGGUGGACCUGGACGAGGACGCAGAGGUGAAGAUCCCUGAGCCCCAGGCACAGCCAGACGUGCUCAUAGAGGCCAAGGGCUGCCUCUGGAAGGCCUGGGAUGUGUUCUGUGGCCUGGAGUUGCUGCCCAGCCCCAAGCUGGCCCCGGAAGAGGUGGUCGUGCCUGAGACCGAGCAGAAUGACAUGCCGGAGGGGACAGAGGAGAGAGAGGCGCCGCAGAAGCAGCCCUUCUGGAACACAGUGCUCGGCCUCUGCGGGAUCCUGCUGCUGUCACUCAUGGUGCUCUUCCACGUCUACUUCUACUAG
Messenger RNA from Rangifer tarandus platyrhynchus (Svalbard reindeer), 1995 nucleotides. The record is from the annotation of a GenBank genome assembly. Lineage: Eukaryota; Metazoa; Chordata; Mammalia; Artiodactyla; Cervidae.